Messenger RNA from Symbiodinium necroappetens, 690 nucleotides. Lineage: Eukaryota; Dinophyceae; Suessiales; Symbiodiniaceae. The record is from the annotation of a GenBank genome assembly.
AUGCGUCGUGAGCUCCGUGCUGAGGUCCAAAGCUACAGCAUCUGCAUCACCGCAUGCACUCGCGCAGCCGCCCCCACGAAAGGUCGAGAGCUUUUCGACGAACUGCAACGACUGUUUCAACCGGAUCUUGUCGCAUUCGCCGCUGCAAUCAGCGCUGAAGCUUCAGCUGGUCACUGGCAGCAGGCGCUUGCACUCUUCCAGGAGAUGACCAUGCGGAAGUUGGUGCCAAAUGUGGUGGUGCACUCGGCAGUCAUCACGGCAAUGGAGAAUUCAGCGCAAUGGAAGCUUGCGUUGGCCAUGCUGGCAGAGAUGUGCACCUCAGGGCCCCAGCCAAACGUGGUGAGCUUCAGCGCGGCUAUCAGUGCUUGUGAGAAGCGCGGGCGAUGGAAACCAGCCCUGGAAUUGUUUGACACCAUGCAGGAAGUAUCGGUGCAGCCGAACACGAUCACGCGAAACAGUCUCACCGCCGCCUUGGUGAAAGAUGGUCAGUGGCAAAAGGCCUACAGGCUCAUCGCUACAAUUCCAGGUUUGAAGUGCCGGUCGAACAGCAUCUCACAUUGCUCGGCGAUUCUGGCCUGUGGACAGGGCGAUGAAUGGACGCGCGCUUUGUGCUCUUUCGCAUCUUUAGGGCAGCUGAGCUUGGGCCAAAGCCUCGUCUGCAACAACUCCGCAAUCACUGCUUGUGGCAAG